UUACUUUUUUUAUUAACGUGAUAUGAAACAGGUUUUAAAGUGAAACUGAAUAUUUAAAUUAGAUUUAAAAUUUACAUUUUUUUGGUCAGCUGAUUGUUGUCACUUUUGACAUUUACAUAUGAGAUGAGGUUCUUGGAAAAGUAGGGUGAGAAAAUAGCACAUAAACAUUGUAAAGUACACACGUCAGCUACCAUAAUUUUAAAUUAUUUUCUUAAAUUUCGAAUAAUUUGUGACAAACAAUCCUUUGAAAGCAUAUAAAAAUGGUCGAUAUUGCUGUUGAUGUGUCAGGACAGAUGGACCCUCCUCCAGAAAUUAACGUAAAAAAGAAAUAUCCUAGUUUCUUACAAAUUCCUACACAAAUUCCAGACCCAAAAGAAUGGAUACAACAACAAAGACGGAAUGUAAGGCCUUGGUUGGUUUUUAUUCAAACGUCGAAUUUCAAAGUUCCUCCGUCGAUUCCCAGGUUAGGGAAACGCAUUAUGAGAAAUGUUGAAUACUUUCAAGCAAAUUAUCUAUUUGUAUUCCUGGGAUUAGUGGUAUAUUGUUUAAUAACAUCGCCUCUUAUUCUGUUCGCAAUAGCCGGAACAUUCUAUGCAGGUUACCGCCUUAACAAACGACAUACAGAAAAGAAACUGGUCCUGUUUGGUAAAGAACUGACAUUAGCGCAACAAUACGGACUUGUAGCCGUAUGCUCUAUGCCGAUUUAUUACUUAGUUGGUGCACAUGGGGCCAUGUUUUGGGUUAUUGGUGCUUCAAUGGUUGUGAUAACGUUACAUGCUUCAUUUUAUAACAUUGAAGCACUUGUGCCUAAAAGCGAAGAUGCAUAUCCCUUGUUGGAAGAGGUUUAGCCAAUAUACUGCUCCGUUUUAGAGAAUUUUUUUAGAUCUUUUGUUACUAAUUAUGUAAAUAUAUUAAUGUAAUUUGAUACGAGCUGCAUAACUUUAUUUUUUAUGUGUAAACAUUGGCUUUAAGGGGUAUGUCUAUAGAAAACUUAAACUCAGUACUACGUUGCGGUAAUUCCUAUCAUUUAAUAAUAAAAAUUUGAUCAUGUAACAAAUGUGUUAUUCUUAGUACAACUAUUCUUUUGCACUCCCAAAAAGAAUUUUUAGGUAAAUUGUUAUUAAAGCAAUAAGUUAAUUUGAAAGAAAUAAAAGUUAUAUAUUUCACGAAAAAUAUUUGAUUUAAAAGUCUUAUGAAAGACGUAAUUUAUACCGAGAAAAUAAUAUUACAACAACCAAAUAGCCUUCAUUUUUUCACACUCAGUAUAGCAAUAAUAAAACUUUUCAUCAUUUAGCAUCAUUUUGAUGUCGCCUCUUUAUCGUAAAAGCAGAGUAAUAACUGACAAUUUUUUUUAUAAAAGAAAACUCGUUUACUGGGACAGAUAUUAACGAUAAAAAAAAAUUUAGGUGCUGUUGCCAUUUUGCUUUUAAAAACCUUUAAAAUUAUGUAGUUGUAAAUUAUGGUUUUAAUAACUGUUAUAUGAAAUAAAUUAAUAAAAUA
Messenger RNA from Anoplophora glabripennis (Asian longhorned beetle), 1500 nucleotides. Its product is annotated as prenylated Rab acceptor protein 1. Lineage: Eukaryota; Metazoa; Arthropoda; Insecta; Coleoptera; Cerambycidae. The transcript is spliced from 3 exons. Bases 261 to 848 code for a protein of 195 amino acids. The record is from RefSeq and is a predicted model, not a curated record. Gene Ontology annotation, cellular component: Golgi apparatus.